AAGUCUUUUUUAUUUUGGAGUGAACCGUCCCUUUAAAUUUAUUAUCAAUUACUUCUUCAUGUUACUGUAGUUCAUGCAUGAACAAACACCAGAGAUCUCAUUGUGCUUUAAUAUAUGUAUGUUGCAUGUAAAGCAAGCUCACGCACCUGCUACUUUCCAUUUGCAUGAAAGCAAAAAAGAAAAAGUGCCCUAUUCGUGUUCAUGUCUGUGAUUGGCUGCUUCCGGCAGUUUUGGACUGAAACCUGAUAAGCUUCUGUACCUGCAUGACAUUCACGCCCAGUUUAUACACAAACACUCUUUGUUUCGUCCUCUCUCUGUCCUGUCCAGCUUUCUGUAGUCAUUUCCCUCUGCUUUAACCACACACACACACAUUAAAAAUGGCAGGGACAAACAUCUCUAUCGAUAAAGAGCAAUUCUGCUGCUCGGUGUGUUUGGAGGUGCUCUGGGAGCCGGUCACUAUUCCCUGCGGACACAGUUACUGUAUGGAGUGUAUUAAAGGUUACUGGAGGAAAUGCGAGGUGAAAGAGGAGUACAGUUGCCCUCAAUGCAGACGCACGUUCAGCCCGAGACCUGCCCUGUCCAGAAACACCAUGCUGGCUGACAUUGUGGAGAAACUGAGAAAAAGCGGUGUUCAGGAUGUCAGUGCGAAGGCCUCGGAUGUGGAGUGUGACGUGUGCACCGGGAAGAAACACCGAGCGGUGAAGUUUUGUGUGAAAUGUCAGACGCUGUACUGCGAGAUUCACCUGAAGCCUCAUAAUGAAAGAAAUCGAGGGAGAGCGCAUCAGCUUAUAGAAGUCACGAAACAGCCGCAGAAAAGAGUCUGCGCGCGUCAUAAUAAAUUGCGGGAGGUUUACUGUCGGACGGACCAACAAUGCAUUUGUGGUUUGUGUUUAAAAGAUGGACACAAGGGGCACAGCGUGGUGUCGGUGAUUGAAGAGAGGACAGAAAAACAGAAACAUCUAGAGGAGGCCUGGAGGAAGUCCAAACAGAGGUGUAGAGAACGAGAAAAGGAGCUGAGGGACAUUGUAAAAUAUAUCAAGCGUUCAGCUCAAGCGGUUGAGGAGGACAGUGAGAAGAUCUUCACCAGACUUCAGCGCACCACUGAAAGAAAGCAUUCAGAGGUCAAAGAGCUGAUCAGAGGAGAGGAGAGGACUGCACUCGGACAGACUGAGAAACUUCUGGAGCGACUCAAUCAACAGAUAGUUGAGCAGCGAAGAGGAGAAGCUGAACUAGAGGCGCUCGCAAACACUGAGGAUCAUAUCCAUUUCCUACAGAACUAUAAGAUGCUCUGCGCGCCUCCUGACGCCGGCGGUCGACCCAGCAUUGAUGUCCAUCCGUAUUUCUCCUUGCUGAUUUUGAGAAAGGCCCUCACAGAGCUGACGGAUAAAGUGGCUGAGAUCUGCGACAGAGAAGCAGCCAAGAUCUCAGAAAUCGUUGAUGAAGAGCGCGAUCAGUCAGCUGAAAACUCCCUGAGCGCUGAAACAGCCCGCAGAGACUCCCAACAGACUGAGCCGAAGAGCAGAGGAGACUUCUUACAACACUGCUGUGAUUUGACAUUCGACCCAAACACCGCGGACUCUCUCCUCAGACUUUCUGAAGACCAGACUGAAGUGAUGAGCGCCGCCGAGCCUCAACUGAACGCAGAUCAGCAGGAAAUCUUCAGCGGAGGAUCUCAUGUCCUGUGCAGUGAGUCUCUGUCAGGACGCCGGUACUGGGAGGUGGAGUGGAGCGGUGCUGUUUCCAUUGCUCUCUCCUACAAAUCCAUUCACACCACUAGAGCCAAUCCAGAUCAGAAACAGGGAUGCAACUCCACAUCCUGGAGUCUGGAUGUUUCAGAUUCUCGCUGUGUGUUCAGACACAGCAAAUUAAGUGUAGAAAUACACACUCCGGUGGCACACAGAGUCGGUGUGUUUCUCGAUCACAGAGCAGGAUCUCUGGUGUUUUAUAGUGUUUCUCUGGUUGAUGGCACGAUGGUUUUACUGCAUCGAGAGCAGACCGUCUUCACUCAGCCUCUUUAUCCUGGGUUCUGGGUUGGACUGGGAUCCGCUUUAAAACUCUGUCAAACUUUUAGCUUUUCUGCUUAGUGAUGUACUGAGCUCUAACUAACAUCCUUUGAAAUGAGCAUUAUUUUAUUAUUUUUAUUCAAUGUUUGACCAAAGUCCUUUUAGGGCAGGUUAUUUCACUCUGCAGCCAUCUUUGAAACACCACUCAGGAAUUCUAUCUGAAUGGGGAAACAUCAAAUUCUCCAAAAUUGCUUGCCAAGCUUAUGGUUAAAUUUCAAAUUAGGAGUCACCAAUAAAAUUAAACAACAACCGUGUCUUUAGUUUCAUUUCUAAAUGUUCGAAUCACACCAAAUCUGCAGAAACUCACGUCUGGACCAAGCCCCUCUCCUGGAGAAUCAUCAAUCUAUAGCAGGCGUCACCAACCCUGUUCCUGGAGAUCGACCUUCCAGCAGAUUUCCGUUGCAACCCAUAUCAAACACACCUGCCUGUA
This is a messenger RNA of Danio rerio (zebrafish), 2493 nucleotides long. NCBI's taxonomy places the organism in Eukaryota, Metazoa, Chordata, Actinopteri, Cypriniformes, Danionidae. The record is from RefSeq and is a predicted model, not a curated record.